Molecule: messenger RNA, 978 nt
Organism: Cyphellophora europaea CBS 101466
Lineage: Eukaryota; Fungi; Ascomycota; Eurotiomycetes; Chaetothyriales; Cyphellophoraceae
Exons: 8
Coding region: 1-978 (325 amino acids)
Molecular function (GO): methyltransferase activity
Source: RefSeq, a predicted model, not a curated record
AUGGAACGGCCGGCUGAUAACGGCGAAGAGCCUCGGGCUAAUGUGGAGGUGCAGGACAACGCGCUGGAGCACGAGGAAGACUCAGCAUACUCCGAAGGCGACGUCGAGAGCUACACGACAUCCCUCCGCUCCAGCGUGGAGAACUACAAGAUCGAGCACGGCCGCCGCUACCACAGCUUCAAGGAAGGGCGCUACCUGUUCCCCAACGACGAGCAGGAGCAGGAGCGCUACGACCUGAUGCACCAUAUCCUCGUGCGCUCCAUCGGCGACAAGCUGUUCCUGGCGCCCGCGUCGACCGAGGGGACCCGGAUCUUGGAUUUGGGCACCGGCUCUGGGGGGUGGGCUGUUGAUGUUGCGGAUAUGUAUCCGGCGGCUGAAGUCGUUGGCAACGACCUUAGCCCCAUACAGCCGCGCUGGGUACCGCCAAACCUCACGUUUGAGGUAGACGACUUCGAGAGCGAAUGGAGUUUCGACCGGCCCUUCGACUUCAUUCACGCCCGCUACAUCUGCGGCUCGGUCGCGGACUGGCCGAAGCUGAUGCGACAGGCCUACGACAACCUCAAGCCCGGCGGCUACGUCGAGUUCCAAGACUACGACAUGCGCAACUUCACGCAAGACGACUCACUUUCGGAGAAUAACCAAGUGGCGCACCUCUUCGACCUGCUGAUCGAGGCCGCCGACAAGAUGGGCCGCACCGCCAACCCAGGCAUCCACCUGCGCGAGUGGGUCGAGCAGGCCGGCUUCGAGAACGUGCGGGACGAGGUGUUUUUGAUCCCGUUGGGGGCGUGGCCUAGGGAUGCGAGGAUGAAAGAAAUCGGCACCAUCAACAUGGUGCAGUUCCUCGACGGCCUCGAAGGCUUCACCAUGGCCAUGUUCACCAAGAUCCUCGGCUGGUCCGUCGAAGAGAUCCAGGUUCUGCUCGCGGGCGUCCGGAAAGAUGCCAUGAGGAAGGAUGUGCAUAUGCUGCAUAGAUUGUAA